Messenger RNA from Hymenoscyphus albidus, 1821 nucleotides. The record is from the annotation of a GenBank genome assembly. Lineage: Eukaryota; Fungi; Ascomycota; Leotiomycetes; Helotiales; Helotiaceae.
AUGGCGGCGCAAUUACCAGAUUGCUUUGACAACUGGCUUUCCAGUUUUCUACUCUCCGUGAGCAGCAGCUCCUCAUUCAUCUAUCCCUAUCACCAAUGUAUCGCGCUAAUAUGUCCUCCGUAGAAUUCAAAUUUCUAGCAUUUGGUGGAUGAUGUUGUAUCCGGUAUUGAUGCCGAUUCUGAAGCUCCUACCACAAUCAUGGACCAGCCCAUGGUUACAGUACGUCCUCCUCUUCUCGUACCAGAAAAUGGCGGCAAUAUCUGAUAAGCAUGGAAUAGGAUCGCGCAGGUUUGGAAAAUCUGGAAAAUGGGAUACGAGCCCUUCCAAGAAGCCGGUACCGACACAUUUAUAUUGUCCACACCGAGUGGUAAUAUGCUCUGGUCUAGCGAUAAUGCCAUAAUCCGCGAUUUAUUUACCCACCAUCCCAACGUUGAUGCUCCUGUGGAGUUUUGGAAGUUUUGGAAUGUCUAUGGCCCGACUAUUGCCUCGGUUCAAGGCAACGAAUGGAAAGCUCAUCGUAGGGCAGUCACAGCCGGGUUUGGUCCUAAUAUGAACCAGACGGUGUGGAAAGAGACCCAGCACCAGACCGAAACGCUUGCAAAACACUGGAUCGAAAAAUAUCAGGCUAUCAUUCCAGUGAUCAGAUAUUGGACUUCGAGGCUAGCUUUGAAUAUUAUCUGCAGUGGAUUCUUUGGCAUGAAGGUUAAAUGGGAUAGCGACGAUGCUGCACCCUUACCUGCUGGCCACAACAUACCUCUGGAUGAAGCACUCCCCAAGUUCAUCGAGAAUCUUGCAGUUUACUUCACGGUACCGACCGCAUUGCUGGGUAAAUUGCCAGUGAAGAAGUUCCAAGAUACUUACCAGAAUUUCACAGAGAUCACCUCGUACUUGGACGAAUUCCGAGCACAAGUCCUGGAUAAUGUUGAAGCUGUUACAGCCAAGAAAAACAAAAACAUUCUUGGUAAGACCCCUCAAGCUCUAAUUGGAAUUUGUAGAAACUAACAUUCGUGAUUAGAGUCCGUUGUUCUCGCCGGCGUUAAUGGAAAGGACCCUCUGCCCAAGGAAAGCGUUCUUGGUAACAUUUUCUUUUCGCUCCUUGCCGGACAUGAAACAAAUGGGGGUACUUUGGGUUUUAUCUACUUAUUGAUGGCGAUUUAUCCGGAAUAUCAACAACGAAUGCAAAAGGAACUAGACAACCAACUCGGGACGCGACCGGCAAGUGAGUGGACACUCGAAAACGACUACCCAGUCUUGAAACGAGGGUUUCUGGGAGCAAUUCAGAAGGAAGUCCUUUAUGUGUUCAACCCAGCAUCAUUCAUCAUGCGAAAGGCACUUAAUCCUGUCACUCUCGUCGACUCGCACGGUAAAUCCCAUCGUAUUCCCGAGAAUACACUUACCCUUAUCAAUAAUGCUGGACCUUCACGAAAUCCGAGCAAUUGGAAACGAUCUAUCAAAGUCUCGCCGGAGAGGACUACGGCGUUGUGAGAUUCUCCAGCUCUGUACAUCGACCCCGAGAGAUGGUUGGAUGAAAAUGACCAAGACCUUGCGACAGCGACAUCAUUUGGUGCUGGUGGAAGGGUUUGUCCGGGCAAAGAAUUUGCCAACGUUGAAUUAACGGCAUCGAUGACCACUUUGUUUAAGUCCUACUCUAUGGAACUUGUGGUAGAGAAAAAUACGGUUGACGAGUGUGGUGGCGAUGAGAAAUUGGCUUGGAAACAAACACGGGACAAGGCAAUCAAGAUGAUUUAUGAUGAUCUUGAGGCGAACAUCACUAUCGGGAUCCACAAGGAUAUUCGGACUCGGAUUGUGAAGCGCGCAUAG